AUGGGACUCUUUCAUGACUCCGUUAAGCUAGAGCACCUGCGCGUUCGUGUUGCAGCACAGAACAGUGAGAUCAGCUCCAUUCCAACAGGUACACCGACAUUUCAAACUGGAGAGAACAUUUACUACUCAACGAGCAGUUCUAGCUAUGGAUCGACCAGCGAUGAGGACGCUGACGACACUGCCGCGUACAUCGCCCGAGGAUACGCGUCUGAGAUGGAUGAGAAUGAACAACGUCUGACCAUCAUAAAUGAUAACCUUCUCAUGGAGAGCGUUUGCAACGGCGAUCCUGUGGUAAUACUCAAGUCCACAAAUGUCUCCACCAAUGGUGCGUGUUUGCCGGCCCAAAGCCGGUAUAACCUCUCGUGCUCGUGCCUUUUGGGCUUUGCAAACAAAACAUCGUGGGAUUUCCACAUUCGUGCUCCCGAACAAGACGCUGUAUCACCGUUUCCCACAACACUUAGUAGUGGAAAUAUCGUUCAAGUGAAUUCGUUGAUGCUGCUCGACGUUCCCUCCACCUUGCUUACCCUCAAAAUACAGGGAGAGAGCAGCAACCUGGUCCCUGUGCGCCUAAAGAAAGCGACGGAUGGAGACAGCAGCUUGUCUAUCGUUCGCUCUCAGGAGGUCUCAGCGCUCACAAAAGUUGAUUUAUACAACCUCGACCUUGCUGAUGUACCUAUUGAGUUUGGUUUUGUCCCCACGACAGUGUCAAGUCUAUUAAUGCGUCGUUGCAAUCUCAGCAGCCUCAAUCAGCCAUUUCUGGAAAGUUUCACUGCCCUCGAGUACUUAAAUCUAGCGUCUAACAGGAUAUCCAGCAUUUAUACUAGACUGCCGGGAUCGGCUGAGGCCUUGAACGCGAUGACCAUAAUAAAUUUGGCUAACAACAGCUUCACCGAGUUUCCAAUUCAUUUGCUGCAGUUUCCAAAUCUUCAAAAGCUGGAUCUGAGCGGUAACGCUAUCACAAAUUUGACCGUCACAAGCGAUGAACUCUCAACUAUUUCUCAGCUUUUAGUCUUUCGAAUUGAUGCACAACGGGGUUCCAAUAGUCGUAAGAGUGACUGUAAAGGUGGUGAAUGGCAAGAAGUACACAGCACAAAUUUUUGUGUUGUCAAUGCUUCAAGCAGCUCUCCAACCUCGGAAACGAUGGCAACUCAAGGUAGCGAAGACAACACAACCAACUGGACAGCGUUCAUGCUUGUAGCGGCGUUUGGUGGAUGCCUUGUGGGUUUUCUGUUGUUUUUUCUAGCUAUAAGGAUGGCGCGAUACCAACAAGAGCGUCAUAACAAACUAGGUGCAGCGUCACCUGGUGUCGCAGACAUUCAAACACCAGGCGCGAUGGAGACUACAGCCUCACAGGCGGUCUACAAUUCGCUUCACCCGACAUUGCACGCAGGAAUACUCAACGAUCCACUGAUAAUGUCAUUUCGACUAAAUUACAAGGACGUGAAAGUUGGUCGCUGCAUCAGCAAAGGAGGCUUUGGACUUGUGUACACCGGUACGUACAAGCGCCGCCGCGUGGCCAUUAAAAGAAUCAUGCGCGAGAAGUGCGAGAAGCUAUCACAAAUCCGCAUGUUCGUUCGCGAGAUCACGCUCAUGGGGUCUCUCAAGCACGAACGCAUUGUAGAAUUCAUAGGCGUCGCGUGGGACUCGCUGCGCAACUUGAGUGCUGUAACGGAGUAUAUGGAACGUGGAGAUUUACGAGAUGUACUUCACACCCUGAAAAACGAAGGAAGUGAGGUUGACGAUGGACUGACGUGGCAUGGCCUCAAGCUUACCAUCGCACUUCAUAUUGCGGAGGGCCUUGCAUACAUGCACUCCCUAAAUCCCAAAGUCAUUCACCGCGACCUCAAGUCCAAGAACGUGCUACUUAACGAUGAGUUUCACGCUAAGCUCAGCGAUUUUGGUGUCUCGAGGGAGCGCCAAGUAGCAAACGUCGAAGGCGUCCCUGAAAAAUUCAUGACGCCGGGUGUUGGCACGUCUUUCUGGAUUGCGCCAGAGGUGUUGCUCGGCAAAGACUAUGACGAGCACGCGGAUAUUUUUUCCUUUGGUGUUGUGCUAUCUGAACUUGACACGGACGACUACCCAUAUUGGAAUUCCGGAACCAUCCCAGGACAUGGGAACCCCGGUGACAGGCGUUCACAGGAACAGAAAAUUCUCGAAAAGGUAGCAUUAGGCUCGUUACGUCCAACGUUCUACAACGACUGUCCCCCCGGUGUUCUCUCAUUAGCUGCAAGCUGUCUCGAAGGAAAGCCAGAAAACCGACCCAGUGCCUCCGAGGUUGUACUUACGAUCCAAGAGCUUAUUCGCGAAAUGCAUUUCGACAAUCCAGACUCAGAGCCUGAACCUGAUGAAAUCGUCACGGCAGGGUUUCUCUCAAACGAAUAUGCGUAG
Messenger RNA from Peronospora belbahrii, 2388 nucleotides. NCBI's taxonomy places the organism in Eukaryota, Oomycota, Peronosporomycetes, Peronosporales, Peronosporaceae. The record is from the annotation of a GenBank genome assembly.